Messenger RNA from Prionailurus viverrinus (fishing cat), 4894 nucleotides. It is a transcript of the gene ZNF45, whose product is annotated as zinc finger protein 45. NCBI's taxonomy places the organism in Eukaryota, Metazoa, Chordata, Mammalia, Carnivora, Felidae. Gene Ontology annotation, biological process: regulation of immune system process; negative regulation of transcription by RNA polymerase II; regulation of cytokine production. The transcript is spliced from 7 exons. Bases 2210 to 4174 code for a protein of 654 amino acids. The record is from RefSeq and is a predicted model, not a curated record.
ACAAACCGUGAGAUCAUGACCUGAGCCGAAGUAAGACAUCUAAGCCACCUGAGCCACCCAGGCGCCCCACAUCACCAUAAUUUGAAUCCUGCUUACCUGCUUAUCUGUUGCUGCCUCUUGUUUGUAUUCACUCCCAUCAUAACAUAUGUUCUCAUGAGGUUUUCUAGCGAUUCUGCUUCUUUUUGGCUAACAGAACUCCAUCGUCCCCCACAGCUCAGCUAAAGCCCUGUUUAUGUAGGACCUGCUGUGUGGGCCGUGGGGCACCAGACCCUGUGCCCUACUCUGCCCUGUAGCAGUGUGUGAUCACCAGACCGUGAGCAAGUUGGCACUGGGUAAUUGUCUUCCUUUCAGGGAGGUUUCCCUGAGUGUUCAGUGAAUUAGUAAACUCAGUUAUUUAAUGAAGAGUUUAUAAAUUAGCCUGUCUAAUGGUUAACUAUGUAGGCAGUGGGUUGGUGGUUCUGAAUAUUUUGAUGGACACAUUCUGUGGAUUUUGUAUCAGAAGUUCAUGUAGGCACUGACUGUGAAGAGCAGACAUCACCUUCUAAGAUGGCAUUUAAGAAAAUUCAGAGGCUCUUUUCCUUCCACAGAUGACCUUGGUCUUGCAAAUAUCGUGAAAGAGCUGGAGGAAAAAGUUAGAAAUAAAACCCCCACUCUCCAAAUCCUCCCAACUGGGAUCAGCCUCAAAAUUUUACAACUCAAAAAAAAAAAUCUCAGACCAAUGAGUCUUGUCUUCCGUGUGCCUCCGCCUGUCUGCCUGGUGGCAGGUUCAUUCGUCAAGACACUGACACUGACUGCUGAGUGACUCCUGAGCAGUUUCUGUUACAAGCGCUGUUUCAGGUGCUUGAGCUGUAAAGCUGGGUAGGUGUUAAUGACGAGGUUGAUUUACCGAUUAUGUUCCUCCCCCCCAUAGGUGAUGGAAAGAUCUCCCCACGGAGCCCUCUUAACGAACAGAAGUUGUUGGGCAAGCAGUCAGAACCAAGUGAAUCACAAAUCCUGAAAGGGUAUUUCUUCCAGGAUUAGGAAGUCUUCCACUGCCCUUUUCCCUACUAGCGUUCUCGUAUCUAAAGAUGGCGCAGUCACUAAUAGUAAUUAACAAAUUGUCCAGCAGUGAACCAGCAAUAUAACCUGAGCACUUUCAGUUUCCACCCUCCCAGGAUCAGAAUCCUACCCUGAGAGCUACAAGCAGAACUUGUAUUCAGGCCACCAGUGUGGCUGGGUGGGUCGUUCACUGCCCGGGGGCUCUCGCCUGGAAGGGGAGUGGUCUCUGGAAUCUAGCCCACACACUGCUCAGCAAACAGUGCUCAGCUGCAUCCACCCUGAGGAAAGGGGUGGGGGGCGGGGGGUCCUUGACGGUUCCGUGUAAAGCGGCUAUAUGGGUAACCCGUAUUGAAUGUUUUAGCUGCAGACUCUGUUUCAAAUGUUUGAUGUAUAGUCACGUAGGCUGAGUACCCUUCCCCUGGGGUUGGUAGUAUUAUUGUUGUCAUUAUCAUUAUUGUUUCCAAUUUAUAGAUUGGAAUUUGAGGCACAAAGUAGUAGCAAGUUGGGGAUGCCACUGUUCCCGUCCUGGUUGUCUGAUUCCAGAGCCUGCGCCCUUCACGACUCUGUUCUCUUCUCCCUCAACUAGAUCCUGUGGCUUCAGAGUCCUCUUCCUGUUUCUGUGUCUAUCAUCCUUAGCUCUCAGGCUCUCGUAUCCCUUUCUGUGAGACCUUAGAGUCCCGUCUGCUUGUUUUUGUCUUUACAAACCAGAGGGACAAGACCUAGAAUGCUGGUUCUGGGGUGAGAGCUGGAUUCCGAUUCCGCCCCUGCAUCUUGACCUUACCAAGCCUCAGCUUCCUCGUCUAUUAAAUAGGAGCGACUGUCCUCAUCAUCAUCGUUGAUUAAGAACUUCCUAAAAUGCCAGCUAAGGAUGGGCUCAGACGUGUAGGUGAUUGGACCAAAGUCACACGACUUGUACAAGAGUAGCUUCCUCACAGGACUCAGCCCUUCCCUAGAAGUAGAAGGAGGACAAAAUGACCAAGUUCAAGGCAGUGUCUGGAAACAUUUCUGGCGUCACCACUUGAGGGAGGCUUCUGGCUUCCAGUGCAUAGAAGCCCGGGAUGCUGGUAAACAUCUUGCGGAGGCGGUGACGUUCAAGGACGUGGCUGUGGUCUUCACCGAGGAGGAGCUGGGGCUGCUUGACCCCGCCCAGAAGAAGCUGUAUGGAGACGUGAUGCUGGAGAACUUCCGGAACCUGCUCUCUCUGGGGCACCAACCCUUCACACCAGAUGCAGUACCCCAGUUCAAGAGGGGAGGAAGGCUUUGGAUGAUAAAGGCAGCAACCCAGAGCCACGGCUCCUCAGGAGACAGGAAUCUAAAUGAUGCGGAGACUCUUCAGGAAAUUGGAUUAAAGUACCUGCCACAUGAAGAGCUUUUCUGCUCGCAAAUCUGGCAACAGGUUACAAAGGAGUUAAUCCAGAGCCAAGAUGCCAUGGUAAAUAUCCAAGGAACUGGCUCUCAGCUGGAAAAACAGGGUGAUGCACUCUAUAAAGAUGGGGAGUUUGGUAAAGGCUUUAAUCAGACUUCGUGUCUUCAAAUUCACCACAGAGACCACACAGGAGGAAACCCCUAUAAGGGGGGAGAGUGUGAGAAUGGUCUCAUUGAGCACUCUCAUCUUCAGACUCACCAGACAGCCCAUGUGGGAGAGAAGCCCUAUAAAUGUGGAAAAUGUGGAAACACCUUCCGCCGACUUUCCAGCCUUGAAGCCCAUCAGAGAGUCCACAGCAGGGAGAAAUCGUACAAACGCGAUACAUCGCGUAAGGGUCUCCGACAGAGGUCACAUCUUCGCCAUCCGCAGAGAGCCCCCCCUGGAGAGAAUCCACACAAGUACGAGGAGUGUGGGAGGAGCGUCCGGAGAAGCUCCCAGUGUCAAGCUCCUCUGAUAGUCCGCACGUUGGAGAAACCUUAUAAAUGUGAGGAGUGCGGGCAGAGCUUCAGUCAGGGCUCGUAUCUUCAAGUCCACCAGAGAGUCCACGUGGGAAAGAAACCCUAUAGAUGUGAAGAGUGUGGGAAGGGCUUCAGUUGGCGUUCGCGACUGCAGGCUCACCAGCGAAUCCACACAGGAGAGAAACCAUACAAAUGCGAGGCCUGUGGCAAGGGCUUUAGUUACAGCUCACACCUUAACAUCCAUUGUCGAAUCCACACAGGAGAGAAACCCUAUAAAUGUGAAGAGUGUGGGAAAGGCUUCAGUGUGGGCUCACACCUUCAGGCCCAUCAGGUCAGCCACACUGGAGAGAAACCUUACAAAUGCGAGGAGUGUGGGAAGGGCUUCUGUCGGGCCUCAAAUCUUCUGGACCAUCAGAGAGGCCACACUGGUGAGAAACCAUAUCAGUGUGAUGCCUGCGGAAAGGGCUUCAGUCGUAGCUCGGAUUUUAACAUUCACUUUAGAGUCCAUACGGGAGAGAAACCCUAUAAAUGUGAGGAGUGUGGGAAGGGCUUCAGUCAGGCCUCAAAUCUUCUGGCCCAUCAAAGAGGCCACACUGGAGAAAAACCGUACAAGUGUGGUACGUGUGGGAAGGGCUUCAGCCGGAGUUCAGAUCUUAACGUUCAUUGUAGAAUCCACACGGGAGAGAAACCCUAUAAAUGUGAGAAGUGUGGUAAGGCCUUCAGUCAGUUCUCGAGUCUUCAAGUGCACCAGAGAGUCCACACUGGAGAGAAACCGUAUCAGUGUGCGGAGUGUGGGAAGGGCUUCAGCGUGGGUUCACAGCUCCAAGCCCAUCAGAGGUGCCACACUGGAGAGAAGCCGUACCAAUGUGAGGAGUGUGGGAAAGGAUUCUGUCGGGCCUCGAAUUUUCUGGCUCAUCGUGGCGUCCACACGGGAGAGAAACCGUACCGGUGUGACGUGUGCGGUAAGCGCUUCAGACAGAGAUCCUAUCUUCAAGCCCACCAGAGGGUCCACACUGGGGAGAAACCAUACAAGUGUGAGGAGUGCGGGAAGGUCUUCAGUUGGAGCUCAUACCUUCAAGCCCAUCAGAGAGUCCACACUGGAGAGAAACCAUACAAGUGUGAGGAGUGUGGGAAGGGGUUCAGUUGGAGCUCAAGCCUUAUAAUUCAUCAGCGAGUGCAUGCUGACGAUGAGGGUGAUAAAGACUUUCCCACCUCGGAGGAUUCGCGCAGGAAGGAAGCUCCAGAAAAGUGAUAAUGUUUUAAUACCUCAAAUGGGUGCUGAAACAAUCCCGUUACCAGACCUGUCAUAGGAGACAAAACAUUUGUUGAAAGAGAGUCAGUAUUUCAGCCGGAGCUCCGCAUGUCUCAGUGGUUGGGCGACCACAUAGCAGAGAAGCCUCAUGAGAGCGGAGACUUAAAGUAAGGGCUUCAUUUAGAACGUUGACACGUAGCAGAUGUGACACAGAAGAGAGGCUUAGGAGGGAUGAGUCCGUCUUCCGCUAGAAUAUAAGCUCCAGGAGAGUAGAGAUGCGUCGGCUGCCAAAUCUAUUCAGCCUUUCAGUGCCUCACACGUUGUAGGUGUUCGGUAACGUUCAAUCAGUGUAGGGAGAAGAGUCAUCGUUGAGAUUUUUUCUUCGGUUCGUCUUGCAAAAUGUCUAUGAGAUGUACUUAGAAGAAGAAUCUGCAAGGCUUAGAGGACACGUAAAUUAGGCAUGUGGGCUCAUUUCCCCAACCCUGCAGGUCCUGUGAACUGGUGUUUCUCAGCCUGUCAGGAGGUCCAAAAAUCAAUUCAGUGGGUUGUAACCAGCACUUAUGUGUGCGGAUACUUUAUUGAGGUAUAAUUUGCAUGCAGUAACAUGCAUAAAUCUCAAGUGUACAGCUUCCUGAAGUUUUGCAAAUGUAUAACACUUGUGUAAUCCUCACCCAAAUUGAUGUGUGCAGUAUUUCUAUUAAACCAGACUGUUUCCUCGUG